Molecule: messenger RNA, 558 nt
Organism: Naegleria lovaniensis
Lineage: Eukaryota; Heterolobosea; Eutetramitea; Acrasida; Naegleriidae
Exons: 1
Coding region: 1-558 (185 amino acids)
Source: RefSeq, a predicted model, not a curated record
AUGGCGAGUGGAACGUACAACUACAAGGUUAAAAUUCAUAACUACAACGAAGAACAAUGGGAUCAACAGUUUAGUGAGAAGUACUGUCCUCCGAGAUUACUCGGAAGCAAACACGACUCGUUUCAAACCAUGUACAGUACGGAACAUUCUUUGCAAAAUUCAAUCAGUGGUGGUAGCUCUUCAUCAUCAAUACCCUCCUCUCAACAGCCUCAGCCAAACGCCACACAAAAGAUACCCUCGGGCCUUAAUAUCCACUCGUUUAAAGCGAAAGCUGUUGCAUCCGCAGGAGAAAAUGAUCUUCUUAAAUCCUCAUUCCCAGGUCAUCAGCCAGCUCUUGAUUUUUACAAUCAUCCAGUCCAGAAUAGAGAAAAGUCAGCCGAUGAAUAUUAUUUUGCUACAACUUCCCGAGAAACCUUUGUACAUCCCAAACAAAUGCAAGAGAAGGGAGAAGUACUGACCUACAUGCCUCCAGACGAGUUGGACAAGUACCGAAAAACAUGGACACGAAAACAAGCACGAGAAAUGAGAACCGAGUAUCAACGUCAACAUUGUAAAUAA